Molecule: messenger RNA, 1209 nt
Organism: Tyto alba (common barn owl)
Lineage: Eukaryota; Metazoa; Chordata; Aves; Strigiformes; Tytonidae
Gene: CIMAP2
Product: lymphocyte expansion molecule
Source: RefSeq, a predicted model, not a curated record
AUGGUAGAAAACAUUUCUUUCCUUUCCAGCGCAUCCCCAGGUAGCGCCAGGCCAGGGCUAGGGAAGAGAAGUUAGGGCAGGUGAGAAGCCAUGUCAUACAGCGGCCAAACCUCUCUCCAUCCUGUGGAAGAUUGCAGUUUGGGCUUGGGGUCGCGGCACAGAGAGGGGAAAGCAACAGCCUCUGGCUGGGCCAGAGCAGAGAAGGGCUCCAGCCUUAGUCAGCUGCCCCAUUUCCAGUUCAAGGAGAUAAUGAAGAGGCGCAAACGCGUGCAGGAAAGGCUGGGCCCAGGAAUGUACAACAUCAGGGAUUUUCUGCAGGAGACACGGCCCGCCAGUCUCUGGGGUAUCUGUGACACGAGGGAGCAGCGGUUCAGAGAUGGCCACAGGGACUGCUUCCCCGGCCCCGGCACGUACGGCCCUCGGGGGAACCCCUACGCCCGCCUCGAGGAGAGGGACAACCGCUCCCCCAGCACGCGAGGGCUGACGGACAGCAGGACAGGGAGGUGUGCCCCGCUGGCAGCCAUGGGCAGCGGCCUGGGACCCGGCACCCACCACCUGCGGAGCAGCAGAGACGAGGGGCUGCGGCGGGCGGGCGGCCCCGGCCCCUGCCAGCCCUUCUCGAGGGACGUGCCGAAGCCCGCCCGUGGUGGCCGUCACGCAGUGGAGGUAGACACCGAGCUGAGCCUUGGCACUGUCAAGGGUUUCCUGGACGAGCUGACAUUGAAGGAGAACAAGAAGAAAGGCUGCUUCAGCACCCUGCCCAGGAACCCGGGCUGCCCCACGGAGAGGAUCUUCUGGGCCACUCUCAGCCAGUGCCCGAGGGAGGCGUGUAACGGAUUUCCUGCACAUUAUGCAGUGGGGCCAGGCUCCUACAACCCAAAGCCCAUUGAGAGAUCAGCACACUCCAGCCAACCUCCAUUCUGGUCGUCUGCCAAGAGAUUCGACAGAAAGUCCUACUGCCUCUUUACUGGGAAUGAGAACCCUGUGGGUGUUGGUCGCUACAACAUCACUGAGCAUGAAAAAUACCCUCAGAAGUUAAGAUACCAGUCCCUGUACCAGAGUGAUGUGCAGCGGUACCUGAGCAACUUGCAGCAGGAUGCCUACUUGCUGGAACGUCUCAAGCCUGUUGCUAAAAACAACUGCAGUGAUCUGAUUUCUGCUCCAUGUUGUCCAGAUACCUCUGAAGAAAUCACAGCUUUCCAAACAUGA